Etheostoma spectabile (orangethroat darter) is the source of this 1665-nucleotide messenger RNA. It is a transcript of the gene tmem161a, whose product is annotated as transmembrane protein 161A. The record is from RefSeq and is a predicted model, not a curated record. NCBI's taxonomy places the organism in Eukaryota, Metazoa, Chordata, Actinopteri, Perciformes, Percidae. The transcript is spliced from 11 exons. The coding region runs from base 144 to 1634 and encodes 496 amino acids.
GAAGGCAGCGCGACUCCACUACCACAUCCGGGACAUUCAGCAGUUUCACAUGUCAGUCGGUUCAGCUGUCAAGACUUUCCUGCAUGUGAAGAAGCUCCGGCAUCUAGUCUGGUUUUGACCAAGUCUUUCUUUUUAGAAAAGAGAUGGCGCUGAUGGGAAUUCAGCUGGUGGUCAGCUUGCUGGCAGCCAGCAUUAUGCAGAGGAUGGCUCCACACUGCUCAUUUGCACGCUGGCUAAUCUGCAAUGGCAGUUUGUUCCGGUUCAAACACCCAUCGGAAGGAGAGCUGUGUGCACUGGCUGGGAAGCAGAUGCCUAAACAGACCAGGAGAGACAGGAGACAGAAUGGGGAGAACAAGCCUCUCACUGUGCCCAAAGACAUCGACCUUCACCUGGAGAAAUCUCCAGUCAACGCCAUUGACGCCCUUGUGCUGCGUUUUUUCCUGGAGUACCAGUGGCUGAUAGAUUUUGCAGUCUAUGCAACAGGUGUCUUCCUGUUCACUGAGUGUUACUACAGUGUUGUGGAUGCCAGCAAAGAGGUCAAUAUCGGAGCCAUCUGGUGUGUCUUGACUGUUCUCUUCAGUAUAAAGACCCUUCACACUCUGAUGAGCCACUACUUCCGCUCAGAGGAGGGCGGCGAGCGCUCGGUGUGCCUUGCCUUUGGCUUCCUGUCUCUGCUCGUGGCCAUGCUGGUGCUAGUGGUCAGAGAGGACUACCUGGAGUUCGGCCUGGAGUCAGGCUUUUCCAACCUCUUUGACAACUUGGAAGUCUUUGCCAAACAGCAGGGCUACGCCGAUUGGUCAAUCCCAGUAACCAAGCUGACAGUGAAGCUUGUUCUUGCUGCUUUCUGUUCUUACAUCGGGGCUCUCCUGGCCUUCCCCGGCCUGCGAAUGGCUCAGACUCAUCUAGAUGCUUUACAGAUGAACUCAGACCGACCACUCAUCCAGUUUCUGCUGCAAAUUAGUUUCCUGUCUCCAGUCAUUGUGUUGUUUCUAUGGGUGAAACCCAUUGCAAGGGACUUCCUGGCCAAUGCACCUAUGGGGAAGAACUCUGUCACAAUAGUUUCCAGUGAAACAUUUGACAGCAUGCGCCUGUGGAUCAUUGUGGCGUUGUGUGUGCUGCGGCUAGCACUGACUCGUUACCACCUGCAGGCCUACCUCAAUCUGGCUCAGAAGUGGGUGGAGCAGAUGAAGAAGGAGGCGGGCCGUAUCGCUGCGAUUGACAUUCAGAGGAAGGUCACCCGUAUCUUUUGCUACCUGACUGUAAUUACCCUCCAGUAUCUGGUUCCUGUUUUUCUCAUCCUGUUCUCCACACUGGCACUCAAGGCACUAGGGGACUUUUCCUGGGUGGCCGGUGCAGAGCAGACCCCCGGGGUAACACCAAUACUGGUGAUGCCCACAGCAGCGCCUGUGCUGCCCGGGGGUGUCGAUGAAGAUGACGAGGGCAUGGAGGAUAUGGAGGAGGACGUCCAGGUCACGGUAGCACGCCUAACAGAGGCCUUCACAGCGCUACGGUCCGUCCUCACUCCACUUUUCUUCCGAGGUUUCUUCGCCUUCCUGACGUGGUGGGUGGCUGCCUGCCAGGUCAUCAGCUCUCUGUUUGGAAUCUACUUCCACCAGUACCUAAUGCAGAACUAACUGAGGGAAACGGGAGUGCCACACGGUUCUA